CCCGUCCACUAGCUGCGUGAAUAAUCAUUUUGGAAACAUGACAUGAUGGCGGCGAGAGCGUCGUCUGCGUUGGUUUCUGUUGAUUUUGAGAUAUUUGGCAAAGUUCAGGGUGUGUUCUUCCGAAGAGAUACAAAGAGGACAGCUGAUCUCUAUGGGCUGGUAGGCUGGGUGAGGAACACCAAGAGAAGCACAGUCGAGGGUCAUGCACAGGGACCUAAUGACAAGAUCAAGCAAAUGAAGACUUGGCUUCAGACUAAAGGUAGUCGUCGAUCACACAUCGAAAAGGCAGAUUUCAAGAAUCAGAAAACGAUUGAAAAAUUGGACUAUACAGAGUUUAAAAUAAUCAGAUGAACGUUGAUAGCCACAGUAUUACUUUGUAGAUAAAAUUGUGUACAUUUUGCCUUGUAUGUGGAGUUAAAGUUAUACUUUCUUUUUGUUUGUGAGGGCAUGAGACUUCUAUAUUUUACGUAUUCAAAUGCAUUAUUUAUUGAGUAAUCUAACCAUUCAAUGUGCGUUUUAAAGUACAUGUAGUCAACUUGAAUUGUAUUAACUGCAGCAGUUUAUACAGUGACUUUCUUGAUGAGGGCCUUGUAUCAUUAUUUUUUGAAACUAUAUGUACCUGCACCAUGCAUCUUGUUAAGAGUGCUGGUGUGGACAAAUCCAUUGUACCAAAAAUACCUGGUUUUAUCUGCCAAUUAUUGCAAACCUAAUGAAAUUAUCUUGGGAACUACAUGUAAGAACCAUUGAUAUGGAAAAUUUGAUUCCAUCAAAAUCCUUGAUGGGGUUAAAAUCUCAAAAUAUGUGUACGUUUUUCCAAGUACCAAAACAAGGUACAUUUAACAGGCAAAUAUGCCGCCAGUUUCCAUUUUAGACAUGUACAUACAUUUGUAGCAAAAUGAAAAUGUGGACAGUCAUAAACUGGAUGUUGAAACAAACAGGAGGGAUAACUGUAUGGCAGGAUGUACUUGAUUCCAUACCGUGUUUUCCACUUCUAUGACAGGAUGCAAUGUAUAUGUCUAAAGCAAACAUAAAAUGUUAACAAAUGGAAAGUGAAAACUUGCUUUGUUUACGACACUCUUUUCAGUAAGCCCAAUUGUGUAAUACAUGUACAAUGCCUGUCAAGCCCAUAAUUUUCUCAUAAAUUGUCUUUAUUGAUGUUAAACAUUAAUGCUUUUUUAUUUUGAGGGGUAUUCCAUCUAACAGAAGGUGAGGCUUACAUGUAUACGACAAGUGUAAUGGAAGCCUCUCACUGCCAGACUGGCACUCCACAUUGUGUUUAGAGCAAAACAGUAAACCCGAAUAAAAUCUGGUUACAGAUGUGCACUUCCAUGUUCUAAUUUUGAG
Patiria miniata (bat star) is the source of this 1344-nucleotide messenger RNA. Its product is annotated as acylphosphatase-1-like. Gene Ontology annotation, molecular function: acylphosphatase activity. Lineage: Eukaryota; Metazoa; Echinodermata; Asteroidea; Valvatida; Asterinidae. The coding region runs from base 43 to 351 and encodes 102 amino acids. The record is from RefSeq and is a predicted model, not a curated record. The transcript is spliced from 4 exons.